GUCCUCUGGCCUUCUUUCCUCAGUGGAGGCCGAGCCACCACGAUGUGGUGGUGGGGGUGCUGUCGGCUCGACACAACCAUGAGCUGCGCAGCGUCAUAAGGAACACUUGGUUCAAGCACUUGAGGCAGCAUCCCGUGCUCAGCCAACGUGUCCUUGUGAAGUUUAUAAUAGGUGCACGUGGCUGCGCUGUGCCAGUGGAGGACAGAGAAGACCCCUACUCCUGCAAGCUCCUGAACAUCAGUAACCCAGUGCUGAACCAGGAGAUCGAGGCGUUCGGCCUCCCCGAGGACGUGCCCUUGGUGCUGUCCGAGGACAGAGUGGUCAGCGUGAACUUCCGCGUGCUUUACCCCAUCGUCAUCACCAGCCUGGGGGUGUUCGGCGAGGCCGAGGGGCUGGGCUUCCAGAGGAACAUCACCGUGAAGCUGUACCAGGCCGAGCACGAGGAAGCCCUCUUCAGCGCCCGCUUCAGCCCACCCAGCUGCGGGGUGCAGGUGAACCGGCUGUGGUACAAGCCAGUGGAGCAGUUCAUCCUGCCCGAG
Messenger RNA from Mesitornis unicolor (brown roatelo), 539 nucleotides. RefSeq names its product UDP-GalNAc:beta-1,3-N-acetylgalactosaminyltransferase 2-like. The record is from RefSeq and is a predicted model, not a curated record. The transcript has 4 exons. The annotation marks the transcript as partial. Lineage: Eukaryota; Metazoa; Chordata; Aves; Mesitornithiformes; Mesitornithidae.